GGCAUUUCCUUCAAGUACCAUUAAGCGUACACCGAUCAUGAACGACGCUGCCUCGCACGUGAGUUGCACACUCUCCGCAUUGGGAAAAUUGCUAUUCGACGUUGUUGAGGAGUCAUGGAUCAACGCGGCAUGGGAUAACAGGUACACCGACAUAUUUCUCCCUGAUGUCGAUUUGUUAGAAUCGUUCGAGGGAAACAGCAAUCACCUCUUAGACGCGUUGUCGAAUGCGUGCGACGCUUGCCAAAAGUGGUCUCGCUUUUCUAAGACUGACGUGGACGUAGGAGAGGAAGACAGCGACGACAAGCUGUGGAGAACGAUCAUGGAUAAUGGGGUGAACUACAAAGCGUUGCUAGGCUUGAUAUAUUUGGGAAUCGGUCAGGGCUACUCGCCAGGUGCCACCCUCGUGAAAAAGAAGAUAGCGUUGCGCUUUUCUAAACUGUACUUCAAUCUCAUGGUUGUGCUGGGGAGCUCUGUAUUCCAUGAGAGCCUGUUCCAGAGCGCGAUUCAGUGCGUUUGCCUUCCGAACAAGAGCACCAACCUGAAUAGAGAUGGAACGAGAAACGCGUCACAGAGCGGUAGUACGCCAGGCAGCGGUCGGAGCAGCCGGCAAAAGCAGUUCGCCACAGCCACUGCUAGCAAAGACGCCAACGCCGAUGAGAGCACGACUGUGGAAAGUGAGAUCAUUUCCGAGUCAAUGCUUCUGGACUUAAUUACCUGUAUGACCGACUCACUGAAGGACCUCGUUUGGGCGCUUCAUUCAUUCAGCCUGCUCUCGUACAGGGAAGUGACUGAAUUCCUCAUCCAACAUCUGUGUGAACUGGCCCAGCUCGACAUUCCUGGUGCAGACGUGUGCUUCAACGUCGGCCUAGAGCAGCAGUUCCGCGGCUGCCACUACAGCCAGCUGACCUCGUACGUCUACUGCACGUUGAACCUACUGUGCCUGCCGCAGCACGGGGAACCUGCCGACAACUUCCGGGUCAUCGCCAAGAGCCUGAUGCCACACAUCCUCAUGCUGGCCGCCGGCAACGCGCAGACCGUGGCCCAGCCCUUCACGAAAGUUCGAGACAAUGCCGUCGCCUUCUUCUGCUAUGUGAUGCAGUCGUGCGGCGAUUCUAUCAGGGAGAAUUUCCAGGACGUGGCCCUCAUCCUGAUCCACAACGUCGCCUUCCAUGCAGUGAACCGGAUCGACUUCCGGCAGAAGACCACUCACGCUGUGCUCAUGAUUAUGGGCGAGCUCACUGAGGAGCGAUUCAAGCGCAUCGUCCAGUGGUUCAUAAAGCUCACAAUGGUGCCGCUGGCCAAACGGCGUAUCUUUGCCCUCGAGAUGAUCCUUGCCCUCAUCUGGAACGAUCGGGCGGCCGACAAGCGGCCAGACCUGCUGCUUGCUGCCAUAAAGCGGUGCAAUGACAAAAUUGCUUCAGUCAAGACCAAGGCAAUAUCCGUACUUGCAAGCGUUACGAACGAGCAACCUGAGCUGUGGAUACCCCUGCUUAAGGUGUCGAACCCUGUCGAGCCGGAAGACGAGGGUGAAGGGGGACAUGGGGCCGUUGAGGACGACCGCCUCUCUCAGCUGAUGGAGGUGCUCAAGUAUCGUGCGGAAGACUCUAAUAUGCACGUGAGGAAAGCGGUGCUCUCUGUGCUGCAGAAUGUUGUCUGCGCCAGUCAUGACUUCGUCAAGGAAGAGUACGUGGAGAUUCUGAAGGAGAGCUGCCUGGACUUGGCUCUGCCAGUGCGCGAAGAGGCGCUUCUGGCCCUUACCAAGUGCCUGCGCGCACACCCAGAGGAAGAGCUGCUGCUGCGGCACUGGUUGGAAGGGGCUCUUCCACUGGUGCUGGAUGCCGAGAGCUCUGUCAUGGAGAAGGCUGUCGAGACCGUUGAGGAGCUGAUCCUGGGGCCCCUGUCCCUCUUGGCACCAGCAGGACCUGAUGCUGACCUGGCCUGGCGUCUGCUGAUGUCUCAAGGCCCGUUUCGUGAGCACCACAAGUACCUCCAGCAAGCUGUGUUGCAGCUGCAUCGUGCUGAGAAGUUGCGGCCCGACAAGCUGAACGUCCUGAAAACUUACGUUGGAGGUCCCAAUGAUGCAUCAGUCUGGCUGCUGCUUUCCAAGCUCUCUCUCUACUGUGAUCUUGGCCAGGGCGACUUCGCCUACAGCUACUGGAAGCAGCAGUGGGACGACCAGCCGGAGGGGUCAAAUAACCCGCGUGCCUCCAACGAGACAGUCAACCACGUGCUAAUUGUCCUGAAGAGAGUUUCUCGCCACUUGCCUUCAAAUGCACUCCGAGAGAUGAUUGCAGAUCUGGAGCAGCGGCUAUCUCAGCUGCGUCUCCCCGUGGAGGUUAUCGCUCACAUGGUGGACUGCUUGCACAUUCUCAAGCGUAACGUGCACCGAGAUCAGCCUAAAAUUGGCGAACGUGCCAUCAAGGUAUGGUGCAGACAGAUGUUGGACAAGUGCGAGACGUUCCUUUACCAGGCAGUUAUGGGAGUCAAGGAUGAGGACAGCAAACUUGUGGAAGAGCAAUUGGUGCGCCAUCUCGUGCUUCUUGGAGAGGCAUCUCAGCCCGCACCUCACGCUGUCUCAAGCCAGCUUCACUACCUGGUUCAGGCCUGCAUGACCAGUUCGGGGAGCCCAGAGCCCACGUCUGAGCCCGACGCCAAGAGAGGUGAUAUAAAGAAGAAACGAACCAGGCGGUCCCGGGCACAACGGUCCGGUGGUGGCCUGCGUACUACUCGAUGCGUGCGUGCCCAUGCGGUGAUCGUGAUGGGUAUGUUCUGCAUACAGAAUGAAAUGCUUGCGAAGACCGUAGUGCCAACCAUGGGAAAUUCCCUGUCGUGCAGCCAGGAUCCAAUGAUGCGGGCCAACCUGAUAGUUGUACUGACUGACAUAUGCAAGCGUUACGCCGUCUUGGUCGACCCGUAUCUACCCAUUGUGACACGUUGCAUCAAAGACUCGGUUCCAGCUAUUCGCAGUUUGGUUCUCACAUGCCUGUUGCAGUUGCUGCAGCAGAAUUUUGUGAAGCUGCACGGAUGGCUCUUUUACCGGCUACUUUCAGCCCUUACUGACGAUGAGCGAGAGAUUCGCGAGCUGGCAGAAUUCGGGCUGGUGGACUGCGUGCUCAAGCGAAAUACGCAUGUCUUUUAUGACCGUUUCGUGAACUGCCUCUUCUACUUCAACGCUUACCGAAGUUCCAGCGGCGAGGCGUCACAGGAAAGCGUUGUUGAGGUAACCGAGCGGGACCGGCGCCUGUUCAGCCUCGAAGGGCACGGGCGGCGGGACCAGCGCAUGGCUCUGUACCGCUUCAUGUUGCUCCACAUGCCGGAUGAAGAUAGGUUCAAGCUGACCCUUGCGCUGACCCAAAGUGUGCUUGUGCCGUGUGCGGACACGACAAACACUGGCCUCGGUAUGGAAGAGGAAUACCCUGAGCUGCUGCAUGACGCAUUGUCGGUGAUGGGCUCCGAGGAGAUCCAGCUGAAGACCAUUGUAGCUGCAGCUGAGGAUGCAGCUACAGAGGAGAAUCCUGAGCGGGCCUUGCUGCACACCACACGCAAAACAAUUCUCAGCUUUGUGGUGCGGUCAAAUUUGGUGGAUAACGUGUUUCCUGUGGUCAUUGCUCUGGCGAACAAGUUGGAAGCAGCACGCUCACCACUGCUGCGCUCACUGCUCAUGUACUCGCGUGAGCUCAUGCGCGACUACAAGGCGCAGGUCGACGACAUGCUGUCGGCGGACAAGAAGCUGGCCAGCGAGAUCCCCUUUGACGAGCGGCGCCUGGAACGGGAGGAAGAGGAGAAGGCCGCCGCCAAUGGACGUGCGGUCGCAGCACCAAAGACGCCUGCACGUGCCGUGAACUCGGAGCUCAGGGAACUGCUUGAAACAGCGCGUAAGCUCAAGGAAGAGGCCCUCAAGCGGCGCUACAAUGUGGCGCUGCCACAAGUGGCAUCCGAGGAAGAGACCACGCAGCAGCAGAAUGGCAAUGGCAAGCCUACGCUCCAAGUACACGCCGCCUCAACUAGAGCUGCAGAAAAGGGCGUUAAGAAGAUUUCAGAGGAACCAGCUGCUGACCAGUCUACUUCCAAGCACACACCCAGCAACGCAUGGUUAAUUAAUCAGGCUAGCUCAUCGGCUAGCCUCGAGUCUGCAUCCAGCAAAGGUGGCUCCAGAGCCUCGCCUUCUGGACGACCAAUGGACUCUUCACGAAACCCUGCAGCGCCUGCAGCCAGCAAGUCUGCUUCCGAAGUGAUGCCACGAAGCCGUUCAAACAGCUGCACCAACUCAACAGCCCGAAAGGAACUCGUGAUGGACGUCACUGACAGUCAAGUACAGGAACAGGCGAAUGAUGUUUCAAUGGAAGAGGCUGCUCCGGAUUCCCCGCAGACGUGGUGUUUCAGCUUAUCUGACCUCAGCGACGACAUCAGCGCACUGUCCAUUGAAGAUACCACAGACGAAGCUAAAAAAAUAACAAAAAGGAAAAGCCGCAUUCGCAUGCCUCCUUUGGGAGUUCCCAUUCCAGGGAGGCCCCAGUCGCAGAAGUUACCAAUCAAACUUGGCGAAACUGACUUGGUACAAAGCUCGCCACUACAAAACCUUGCGACUUCACUCGCCAAUACACCGGCACAUUCCGAGACAGAUGCUGGUGAGUUAAAAAAGCCAGCAGAGACUGGUUAAACCAACCAAAUUUCUUUAUCGGCUGCAGACAAGCCCAAGCAGUACUCAGACUAGUACGUCUGUGCUCGGCGACCAAAGAUAAAGGAUCUGCAAGUCGUCCUGAGCAGUUAUUUAUUGUACUUUUAAGUUGUUGUACAGUUAUUGUACUUUUAACACUUUAUUCAAUGUUUCAGCAUGUAAACGUUUUUAUGCAUAUUCAUUUUCAACGAAUAUUAAAACAUGACUGAUGUUCGGCAAUCCCAAGCAGAACUCAGACUAGUACGUCUGUGCUCGGCGACCGAAGACAAAGGCUCUGCAAGUUGUCCUGAACAGUUAUUUAUUGUACUUUUAAGUUAUUGUACAGUUAUUGUACUUUUAACAUUUUAUUCAAUCUUUCAGAAUGUAAUCGUUUUUAUGCAUGUUUAUUUUCAACGAAUAAUAAAACAUGACUGAUGUUCGGCAAUGUUCCUAGUGUGUUGGCGUCUUGAAUCCAGCCUUCUUUUUCUUCCCUUCUCCACCAAGUUUGUGUGGUUGAAGUAACAAGCGAUGAGGCCUAUGAUAAUGUUCAGAGGUGCAAGGUUGAUAUCUUCUUUCAAGGUCUGAAAUGACAGUGAAGUCAUCAAUUCAGUGUGUGCACGAACGUCUUUGUUGAUGAAGCCAUGUUGGGCCAUCAGUUU
Molecule: messenger RNA, 5316 nt
Organism: Dermacentor silvarum
Lineage: Eukaryota; Metazoa; Arthropoda; Arachnida; Ixodida; Ixodidae
Product: condensin-2 complex subunit D3
Exons: 5
Coding region: 38-4660 (1540 amino acids)
Biological process (GO): mitotic chromosome condensation; meiotic chromosome condensation
Cellular component (GO): condensed chromosome, centromeric region
Molecular function (GO): histone binding
Source: RefSeq, a predicted model, not a curated record